Musa acuminata AAA Group (dessert banana) is the source of this 1085-nucleotide messenger RNA. RefSeq names its product THO complex subunit 4A. Gene Ontology annotation, molecular function: mRNA binding. Gene Ontology annotation, cellular component: nucleus. The transcript has 5 exons. Gene Ontology annotation, biological process: mRNA export from nucleus. Lineage: Eukaryota; Viridiplantae; Streptophyta; Magnoliopsida; Zingiberales; Musaceae. The coding region runs from base 118 to 825 and encodes 235 amino acids. The record is from RefSeq and is a predicted model, not a curated record.
CCCACUUUCUUCGAAACCCUCGCCACCCCCUUCUCGAUCACAUCUCGUAACGUCUCCCCUCCCCCACUCACUUUCUUCGAUUUCCUCAGCCGCCGCCCCGUACUCGAUCGAUCGGAGAUGUCGAGCGCCCUGGACAUGUCCCUCGACGACAUCAUCAAGAACAACAAGAAGUCCACCCCCGGGGGCCGCGGGCGAGGCCGUGGAUCUGGCGCCGGACCUGCCCGACGCGUUCCCAAUCGGUCGGCGAACCGAUCCGCCCCCUAUUCAGUCGCGAAGGCUCCCGAUUCGGCGUGGCAGCAUGACAAGUACGCCGCUCAGACGGGUGCGCUCCCUGCUCCUGCUGGUAGGGCUUCCUCCAUAGAGACCGGCACCAAGCUCUAUAUUUCCAACUUGGAAUAUGGGGUUUCGAAUGAAGAUAUCAAGGAGCUUUUUUCAGAGGUUGGUGAUCUGAAGCGCUAUUCAAUAAAUUAUGACCGAAGUGGAAGAUCUAAGGGAACGGCUGAAGUUGUCUUUUCAAGGCGGGCAGAUGCUUUAGCAGCUGUUAAGAGAUACAACAAUGUGCUGCUUGAUGGAAAACCAAUGAAAAUAGAAGUUAUCGGAACGAACAUUUCAACACCGGCUGCUAUCCCUCAAUCUGUCUUUGGAAACUUUAAUGGCUCUUCCAAAAGCACUGGACCAGGAAGGGGUUCUACAGGGCCACAAGGUGGUGGCCGUGGAAGAGGGAGAGGCCGUGGUCGAGGCAAAGGCCGCGGUGAACCAGUUUCUGCUGACGCACUUGAUGCUGAUUUGGAUAAGUACCAUGCAGAAGCAAUGCAAACCAACUGAACACUUCUAGCUGGCUUCUUUGGUUUACAAUCGCUUGCUUGAUGCUGCUCAAUACUUUUACUGUUCUUCAAGCAUGCAUAUUGUAGGAAUUGAAGAUGAUACUGUUAAAGCACUUACUCGGUUUUGGGGCUUUCAUUUUCAUAUUGUUAUUGCUUUAUGACUUCUACUUGCUACUGGGGUUAAAGACAUAAAGUGAACAUCUGGUGUCUGUUCUUAGCAGUCAUUCAUUUGGUUGGUCAAGCUUCUUUCUCUUUACUUUA